Messenger RNA from Mya arenaria, 5991 nucleotides. RefSeq lists its product as uncharacterized. The coding region runs from base 246 to 1157 and encodes 303 amino acids. The record is from RefSeq and is a predicted model, not a curated record. Gene Ontology annotation, molecular function: serine hydrolase activity. The transcript is spliced from 3 exons. Lineage: Eukaryota; Metazoa; Mollusca; Bivalvia; Myida; Myidae.
GCCGUUUUGAUUGUUACAAAUCACAUUGUGAACUUUGAAACCCGUUUUCGGGUUGUAAAAGUGUUUUUCCACUUUGCAGGGCAGGGCAUGGGAGCACUCCGUGAUUUCCACAAGCUCACGAGUAAUAGAUUGAAAUAGAAGCAACAUUAACCAAUUGGGCUGCCUUGACAGGAUGUUAAGGUCUUGUCGAGUCAUAUCAAGGAUACAAUACUGUGGUCAACCAUCAACAAGCUGCUGUGAUACAGAUGGAAAGCUCAGGACGAACUCCGCCACUUAGCAGUCAAAAGUUCCCUGUUCAAUAUGGAUAUAACAACCUUGCAAAGAGAAUUUCAUUUGCUCUGGCUGUUGAGUUGUUGGAUAUAAGCACCCAAAAUGACAAUUUUAACAUUAGCAAGGCUGAAUUGAGCUGUCAGCCACAAACAUUAGUUAUUCUGUUUGGCUUUUAUGGUGCACCAUUAAAAGUCAUUAAGAACUACAGCAAUAUGUAUCAUUCAUAUGGGUAUGACGUUUUAUACGUUAAAAGCAGUUUGAAGCAUUUUUCUUGGCCAAAGAAUUCUAAAGUUCUGGUAAAGUCGUUACUGCAGUACAUCAAGAGCAAUUGUCAGUCAUAUGGUGACAUUGUAGUACAUGCCUUUUCAAUGGGAGCCUACAAUUUCACUGUGCUUAUGGGUGAGAUGUAUGAUCAACCUACAGCUUAUGGGGACAUUCAGAGCAGGAUAAGAGCUGUUGUGUAUGAUAGCUUGACUGUAGGAACACUAAAAGAUAUGGCUGUUGGAGUUGGAAUGGGGGCAUCUGAAAACUUUAUUGUCAGAAAAACAAUUCCAGCUUUGAUGAACUUGUACUUCUGGUUGACUCACUCACACACUGUCACCUUCUAUGACUAUUACAUCAGUUUGUUCAAGCAGAAGCCCCUGAAUGUGCCAACCCUGGUGUUUUCAUGCAAGAACGAUCCUAUAUCAGACUACCAAGUGGUUGAGAAGAUGGUGGAUAGUUGGGGACGCACAUUCAAUUUUCCAAUCACCCAUCGGUGCUGGGAGACAUCAAGACACGCGGCCCAUUACCAGGUGCACAAGGAGGAGUACACACAGUAUGUUGACAGGUUCCUAUUCACGGUUCCUGGUUUGACACAUCACAUGAAGGUGAAGUCCAAAAUUUAAUGAUUAUUAUCUACAUGUACACAUGUAGUUGGCCCAAAUCUGUGUUGAUGUAUUAUUUAUUAUGAAAUGAAACUUGAGUUAAGGGUAGCACUUCAUGAACUCACUGAUUCAGUAUAUAUAUACAUUUUUUUUAAAUACAGUUGCUUUACCUCCAAAACAUCUGGAUGAAAAAGUAUCAUUUUAUCAAAGGUUGACUAUCACAUAUAUAUUAUAUAUAUAACAUAUAUUUUUUUAUUUAAAUAGGCUAUUUAUUUUGUCAGUCUUACAACAUGUAUUUGAAAUAAUUAUACAGCAUACAAGAAACAAAAGCAGUCUCAACUAUUUGUGCCUGCUGACUGUUGAAAGCAAUGAAACCGUUACACCAAUCUAGAAAUCCUAAAACUAGAGUGUAAUGCUUUAUUCAGUGCCUAGGACCACAAUAUGUAAUAUUAUGCCUACAUAAAAAGGUUUUUCUACAUGUCUUUAAAACUUGUCUAAGGACUGUUUGAGGAUAAUGUAUUAAAUUUAUAAUCAUUGCAAUAACUGUUAUUUUGAAAUUUUUGUUCUUAAGAUGUGAUUUUUUAAAGAAAUUUACAAGGUGAUUAUAAAUGUUGAUUAAAUUUAUUUUAUUUAAAUCGCUACUAAUGAUAUUGUUCUUUUUAUUAUUAAGUAAUUAUAUAAUUAUAUGCAAAGGAAGUUAACCCAAUAGUUUCAGCGUGGGAAAGGGGUGGUAAAUGGGUAAUUGCAUGAACUGUAAGUUAUUAUAUGUUUCAUUGGAAUGUAUGCGCAAGUCAAAUGUAAUCACGGACCCCCCCCCACCACAGUCCAGGGGUAUAGCGGGGAUAGCUGGGGAAAUAGGCUUUGUUUUUACUGUCCUGGUGGCCCUUCAGUGCCGGGUGAAUGUGGUGAUUUUGUCUUCGCGACAGAUAUAGCCGGGAAAGGGCCUUACCUAGGGUCACUGGGGUGCGGGGGCAUUCGGCGGGGAUUUUACCAUCAGUUUGUAACUGCAGGAUGGGGAUUUUACCCGGGAUUGGCUGGACCGAAAGUCAAAGUCCCAACUUUCCCAGGACCUGGGGGGGAGGGGGCCGUGGUUACAAUUGACUGGUGCAUUAGUACAUUUGUAAAUUGUUUGUUCUUGUUUUCCUGUGGAACAAUUUAAUUACUAAAUAGGCUUGUAAUAAUGAUUAUUGAUUUUAAAAGUUGAUGUCAAGUAUGUCAAGUGUGGUAUUUAAACAGCAUGAUGAUAUUUGGUGCUAAUCAGUAUACUUUCUUGUUGCAAUGCCCUUUUUGUUGACAUUUUAAGCCAGGUAUAAUAUCAUAUUCAAACUUAAAACUAAAAAGAGCCUAAGUGGUGAAGUCGUCAUGUCUUUCAGGGAUAAUCACAAUAAUACUGUGUCCCUUCUUCCAGAUUGGUUUUAAUUAAGCAGGCACACACAACCAAGUCAACACUUGAGGUUUCACUGUUUGCAGAUACUGAUGUUUUUUGUUAUCACAAACUGUAAUGGCAAUGUCCCCUGCGAGAUAUUCCAGAAAAAGUCAAGUUCUUGAACUAGUUCAUGAACAACAAAUGGCCUGAAGAACUAAGUUUUAGAACUUCUAGUUCUGGAACCAUUCUAGAACUAGUUCUUGAACAUUUGACAAAUGUUCAAGAACUCUAGUUCUAGAACAACAAAUGGCCAGUUCUAGAACAGUUCUUGAAAUAGUAGGUCUUGAGGCCAUUUGUUGUUCAAGAACUAGUUCUUGAACAUUUGUCCACAAGCACUUCAAGUUCUAGAACUGUUCUGGAACUGUUCAUUUAGUUCUUGAAGAACUCCCAAGUUCUAAAACAGUUCCAGAACAACAAAUUGCCUGAAUUACCCCAGUAAAAAUGUCAGUGAAAUACCAGCGGUAUGCUGGUGGUAUACCAAUGGUAUUUCAGUGGUAUACCAGCAGUAAACUUUUAGUGGAAUACAACUAGAAUCUGUGACAUUAAUUAGAAACAAUAUCCAUAUUACAUGUUACAACAUAUUUACUUCCAGGCUUAAUCAACAGCAUUACAGAACAAAAUCUUAAAGAACAAAAACAUUUGAAAUUAAAAAAAAACUAAGUAAUGCAAUUGAACACAUAUUAAUUUAUAAAACUAAUUUAUUAAAUUUUAAUAAUGGUUUAAGAAGUUAUAAUGAAACAAGACUAAUCAUUAGAAAAUAUGACAGUUCUAUGGUUUUGUCAGUAAGUCGUCCAUUUAUAACACUUCCACUUUUUAUAACACAACACUGUUGUGAGUAUAUACACAUUGCAAAAUUAUUACAUCAUUGUAGAUGAUGAUGGUUCUUCUUUAGGGUUGAUGUGUAAGUUUGUUAUUUAUUUAAUCACAGCAACUUGCAAGAAAAUUUUUAGCAUCUAGUUCUAAAGUGUAAACAAGUCCUUCACUAUACAGGAACGGUUUUUACUUCUGCAUUAGUUAAGAUAGAGUAACUCUUAUUUUUGAAUGAACAGUUUCCAAAAUUGCAUCUGUAUCAAUGUUGAUGCCCACAGCAACUAACAUGGAGUUGGUAGAUGAUUUUAUUCUAUACUGUGCACAGUGCAGUAAUAUGUAUCGCCCAUGUACUCCUUUUCUUUCUCAAAUGGCAGUUGUCUUCCUCUAUUUUAAGUCCGUUUUCCCUGAAAAAUAUAUGACAUUGAAUUUAGAUUUUAAUAAUAAGAAGCAAGUUAAAAAUAAAGUCUUCUUUCCUUAAAUAAGGCCAAUUGUAAAUUAUUUGAACUCAAGAUUAUAGAAUUGAUGAGAUUUUAAGUUGUUCACAUUGUUUUACUUUGCAGUUGAAACAAAAUUCACUAGUAUUAAUUGUAGGUACAGGGCGAUUUACAUAAGCCUCAAAGUAAAAGUAAACUAUUUGCAAUCUACUGUCAAGUCAUAUGACAGUUAACAGGCAUUGUUCUCGUAGUAGAAUGGCUAUGUUUGAGAGAAAUGGGUCCUCCCAGAAAACAACAUAAAUGUACGACUUUGUAUUUACAGCUACACUCAUUUCUGUCAAAUAUAUAUUUGGUUCCAUUGAAAUCCACUAUGACGCUUUCAUGACAAGAAAAAACUUCAUAAAUUUUAAAAUUAUCUUAACUCAAAUCCUUACCAAUAACUCUAGUGUCAUAAUUAAGUGAACACCUACAGAAAUUGUACAGGACAUGUUUGUGGGUUGGGGGUCUGUACGGUGUCCAAGUGAUCAGGGGUCAGGCAUACCAGAAAUGGGGAAAAUUAACAUCCUCACUUGAACGGUCUGGUUGUGUAUUACUUGUCUCCAUUGAGUCUGAAAUGGACAAUUAUUUCAGUGAAUAUCAUAAAUAAUUAUGAGUAACACAUGGUACUUUACCCAAUCACCCAAGAACAUUAAAAGAAUGCAGUCACAAAUCAUAAAGUCUAAACUGUCAUAUAUUUUCGCGACUUCUUUAAAUUGUCUCUUUUCCGAUCAAAUGAAAGUAUUACACAAGUAAAACCAUUUCAAAGCGAUGAAACGAAAUUGCAAUAAGUGCUAAUGAUUUUUUUGUAAAAAAAAAAAUAAAUAUUAAAUUAUAAGAAUUAAAAUUAAUUAAAAGAAAAUUCAAACUGACGAUUGACAUUCUCUUUCCAGAAAUUACAGUUACUUGAUGUCAUUGAAUAAUUUUGUACAUUAAGUAAGGAGUCAAAACCAAUUUAGUUCAACAAUAGUCUACAAGUGAUAGGUAAAAACUCACCAGUUUGCCAUCGUGGUCAAAUAAACGACACAAAAAAUGAAAGCUUCAUCCAUUAUCGUCUGCAGAAGUGUACUUCCGGUUCAAUUCAAAAUGGCGGCUUAUUGUUGUUAUUCGGUUGUUUGUACACAUUUUGUCAGUGAUUAAGACAACUAAUGAACUUUGAAUUGCUCUAGAGGAUAGAAAUCACAUAGAUUAAUGAUCUUACCAGCUAUCAGUUAAUGUGUUACAUUUUCAAGCUGUCUAAUAGUGGAGAUUAAAAACUACUGUUUGGUACAUUGACGUCAUGGCAAAUCAAAGACUCCAGACAUUUGCUUAAACAAAACGUAAGUCCAUUGUGAAGUUUAAAAGUCAUAUAAACGACUAUGAAUGCCUACCCAGCAAACAAAAGACGUUGUACCGACGUUGUAUAGACGUUGGACCCCGAUGUUGGAUUAACGUUGGAUUUUGGUUGGAUUUGUUUUUAAGACGUCUUUUUUCCGACGUCGUAUAGACGUCGGGGUCCGACCAUUUUCCUACCUAAAUCCAACCCUUUUCCGACGUGAAUCCAAACCUUUUCCAACUGAAUCCAACCUUUCAACCUAAAUCCAACCCUUUUCCAGCGUGAAUCCAACCUUUUCCCAACCAAAAUCCAACCCUUUUCCAAUGUGAAUCCAACCUAAAUCCAACCAUUUAAUAAUUAAAUUCUUAUUUUGGAAUUUUACUGCAACUUGAAUCGGAGAACAUCCAGUUUUUAUGCAAGAUGAAUUAUGCAACCUGGUAGACAAUGACUCGUAAAAUAAAACAACAACAAGCUACGAAAUCAAUUUUAUUAUGCUUGCAUGGUAUUCGUUAUUUAAUAACACACAUGAUAAAACUUAUACAAUUUUUUAACAUAUCGUUUUGCAGACAUUACAACAAUAUUGCAUACAGUAAAUUCUCUCUAAACCAGACACUCUGGAUAUAUGAAUAUUGUCAUGUGCUAUAGCUCCAUGUGGACAGAAAACGUCUGUAUGUGUGCAAGCCUGCAAUAAUGCAGAUAUCACCUGCACUUACAGAAAAUAGACAUUGUUUGUUAAAAGUGUAGGGUUGGAGAGGUUUUGCAUAAAAAGAUAAACAAUGGAUGUCAGUAUGUAGAUGAUCAUCUUUUCCAACAAUUAUUUGACAAAUGUUUCAU